Homo sapiens (human) is the source of this 3916-nucleotide messenger RNA. RefSeq names its product CCR4-NOT transcription complex subunit 9 (gene CNOT9). The record is from RefSeq and is marked reviewed. Gene Ontology annotation, biological process: positive regulation of DNA-templated transcription; mRNA catabolic process. Lineage: Eukaryota; Metazoa; Chordata; Mammalia; Primates; Hominidae. Gene Ontology annotation, cellular component: cytosol; CCR4-NOT complex; nucleus. The transcript is spliced from 9 exons. The coding region runs from base 117 to 1112 and encodes 331 amino acids.
GAGCCGGAGUCGGAUGGCGGCUACGGCGGCUCAUUGUUUUCCGCUGCAGGGGUGCUGAAGGGGGGACGCGGGUCGGACGCGUCCGGCUGUGGAAGAGAGCGGCGGCCGCUCACAACAUGCACAGCCUGGCGACGGCUGCGCCUGUGCCUACUACACUGGCACAAGUGGAUAGAGAAAAGAUCUAUCAGUGGAUCAAUGAGCUGUCCAGUCCUGAGACUAGGGAAAAUGCUUUGCUGGAGCUAAGUAAGAAGCGAGAAUCUGUUCCUGACCUUGCACCCAUGCUGUGGCAUUCAUUUGGUACUAUUGCAGCACUUUUACAGGAAAUUGUAAAUAUUUAUCCAUCUAUCAACCCACCCACCUUGACAGCACACCAGUCUAACAGAGUUUGCAAUGCUCUGGCAUUACUGCAAUGUGUAGCAUCACAUCCAGAAACCAGGUCAGCGUUUCUCGCAGCACACAUCCCACUUUUUUUGUACCCCUUUUUGCACACUGUCAGCAAAACACGUCCCUUUGAGUAUCUCCGGCUCACCAGCCUUGGAGUUAUUGUAGAGACGGGGUUUCACCAUGUUGGCCAGGCUGAUCUUGAACUCCCGACCUCAAGUGAUCUGCCCGCCUCGGCCUCCCAAAGUGCUGGGAUUACAGGGGCCCUGGUGAAAACAGAUGAACAAGAAGUAAUCAACUUUUUAUUAACAACAGAAAUUAUCCCUUUAUGUUUGCGAAUUAUGGAAUCUGGAAGUGAACUUUCUAAAACAGUUGCCACAUUCAUCCUCCAGAAGAUCUUGUUAGAUGACACUGGUUUGGCUUAUAUAUGUCAGACGUAUGAGCGUUUCUCCCAUGUUGCCAUGAUCUUGGGUAAGAUGGUCCUGCAGCUAUCCAAAGAGCCUUCUGCCCGUCUGCUGAAGCAUGUAGUGAGAUGUUACCUUCGACUUUCAGAUAACCCCAGGGCACGUGAAGCACUCAGACAGUGCCUCCCUGACCAGCUGAAAGACACAACCUUCGCCCAGGUGCUAAAAGAUGACACCACCACGAAACGCUGGCUUGCACAACUGGUGAAGAACCUGCAAGAGGGCCAGGUCACCGAUCCCCGGGGUAUCCCCCUGCCCCCUCAGUGAUCCUUCCCUGUUCCCUCCCACUACUCCCCCAAGUUGGGGAAAGGAGGGGGAACCUACGAGAAAAACAGCUCAGGUUUUAUCACCGACUGGGAAUAGACAACCUCAAUGCUGAACCGCACUGGAGAAAAGGGGCAAGGUACCCCUGCUGAGGUGUAUGGGCUGCCAUCUCAGGCUGUCUUGAGGACCUGGGCUCCCUCUGCUACUCCCAGGAAAUGGGCUCCUGACACAGCAGUCUGCCACCACAGCCCCAGGAGGGUGUCAACACCAGCAAAUGCUGUAUUUGCAGCAUGUCCAAGAUGACCCUUCUCCCCUACCUCUACCUAGCCACUGGCAGGGAGGGGAGACAGUGGUGAUAGCAGCAGCACUCUAGGCAUGGUGAACGCCUGGGACCAAGCCAUGUGGCGUUUUUUAUUUUGCCUUUCUGGAAGACUCAAGAUAUGUCUCUUCAUUCUCUCUCAGUAUUUGUUUACUUUGGUUUUUUUGUUUUUAAUCUCAGAGAGAGGUGUGUUUAGUGGGCACAAGCUGUAAUAUUCAGCAAAACUUUGUCGACUGGCACUGUUUACAAGUCUGUUAGCUGCAUAAGCUCAAUAAAAAGUUGGUCUGGGCAUUACAUCCCCUCUGGCAGGCCAAUAGCUGCAUCAAGCUGUUGGGAGAAAUGGGAGGGCAGGGGAAAGAUGUAAAGCCAAAGUACAGCAGGAACCCACCACCUGUUUCCCUUCCUUCUCCCAUUCUACUCCCAGUCCGGAAUGCCACGAGGACCUUAACCUUGUUUCUGGCUUUAGCUGCUAGUUUUCCCAAAUCUCAGUGCUUUCCCUUUUUGAACUUCCCUUCUAUUAAACUUAAAACAGAUGUCUUAAUUAAUCAGGCUGUCUUGGAAGGGUAUUGUAUUGGGAGACAAGGGGCGGUGGUGGACCUCACCUUCAAUCCAAGUUUUCAAAGAUAUUUUCUCAAUAACUCUAAAAGGGAGGUGCUUGGGAUUAAGGUGACAGUCCACUUGAUCCUUUUCUUUGUUUUAGUGUGAAUUUCAGCAGCUCCAUCUGUCUUCAUGAUUGUACUUGAGCAGUAUUAGCUGUAUGAGUUAAUUUUAUUCAGAUUGAAGAUGGAGGGCUGGGUUCUGCUCACUCAGUCUUUUUUUUUUUUUUUUUUUUUUUUUUUUGACCAUUCUCUUUUAGUCUAUGGGAAUUACAGGGUUGCCGCUAAAAUAUUCACUUGUUCAUAUCGUGUCAGAGAUUUCCUCUUCUCUGGAGCUUAGGUGGCUCUUCACAAUCCAUAGGCUUGAAUCUGCAACCUAGUGUAAACUGCCUUGCUUUCCCCGGUUCUUUCCCCUGCUAGCACCUGCUUUCUCAUCCCUAUCUCCAGUCAAAGAUGGGAUUGCUUAAUCCAACUCUGGAGAGGGACCAAGUCUUUUCUGCCCACAUCUCACACAAUUGAGGUGUCUGAACAAGCUUGGGGAGGGUCUAUAAGGGGUAGGCUCAAAAAAAAAAAAACCCAUUUGCAGAGGCAGUUUUGCCAACACAAGGGCUCUUUCAAGCCGACUUUCACAAAGAGAGCCGGACUUGUUAGUUGGCUUCUGUCUCUUUAGAGCCAAGAAAAUAGUAAUUAAGUGGCCUAGAUAUAGGAAGGGCAGAAUAAGCACUUACUCCCCCUGCCUUCCAAGAUGAAGAGGAGAAGCAGGCCAACCCUCAAUAAUUGCAAGCCUGAAGAGAAGUGAUCUUAGAGAAAGCAGAGAACAGAAUGGACUGGAUAGACAUCUUGACUCUAUUCAGCCCGUAGUCUGUGAUCUGGAGAGUCCAGUUAAGGUAACCCAGAUUUUUGACAACCGCCUUCCUGCUGAGCCAAAGUUUUCUCAUUACCCCUCCACUGGGGAAGCAGCUGAGGCCCAGGGCCUUGCUCCCUGGGAAAUUCUCUUCUCUCCAUCUUUCGGUGCAUUGGCCAUGUUACUGUGCCAAAGUGUCUUAAUUCUUGUCCCAUCUAUUCUCAGCUGGCCUUGGAACCCACAUAGGAGUUGGUGGGGGAGGGAUGGAAUGGGUAUUAUUCAUUGUAGUUGAUCCUGGUGUGUGUAUUAUAUAAAGAGACCCCUCCCCUUAUUUUGUGUUUUCCAUCCCUCUCCCUUAACAGGAUUGAAAUAAAACAUGCUUCUGUUUUUGUAAAAAUAAUUUUUCCUUUACACUGGAGAUUUUAUUCUAUCAGUAUAUGGGUAACUAGGCACUUUGGUCAGGUGAUCCUUGUCAUGCCUGCUUCUCCCCUCUGUCUACCUACACAACACACACACACACACACACACAGCCCUGCUAAGAUGGCAGUAGUGGUUCUUUUGUGAACAUGUUUUUUGGGGAGACUCCAUCUGAGGUACAAAAGCUGUUUGGGAGGCUGGGAGGGGGAUGAUGCCCCUUACCUGAUAAAAGUAUGUUUUACUGGGACAGAACUUCACUCCUGGCCAUAUUGGCCAGAACUUAGUGCCAGUGUAGGGAGAGACUUCCAUAGUGACAAGGUAAUGCUUGAAACAUCUUACGAACUUUGAUGUUCAUUUCCUCAAGUUCAAGGCUUGGAGCACAUCUCCAGGAUUGUUUCCAUGCCUGGCUGUCAGUGGGACACAGCUGCCCUAUGCUUCCACGUUCUUUUUUCAAGAGCCUUAGAGGGCCUGUGGCCUGUUUCACUGGUGGAACAGGAGCAGCAUUGGUAGCCUUCAGAGCAUGCCUUGCUUACUAACUACAUAUUAUUCCUCUGCUCAUUGUUCCUGCUGCUUAAAGGCUAGGAAAAGGGGGAUAUACAAAGUUGUUGCUUUCAAAAACUCAGAGAAAAAA